AUGAAGCCGUUCAAACUUCUUUGUAAAAAACAGAAACGUAAAAGGAUAGGUCGAUACAAUCUAAAUUAUGCAUUUUUACAAAGUUUCGAAUUAGUAUCAUCAAGUGAAUCAGAAUCAGAAACAGAUUUAUCUUUGAACGCUUCUGAUAAUGAGUUAAACGAAAAUGUAUCAGAUUUAAAUUUUUCUUUGAAUUCAAACUGCAAUAUCAAUAACGAAAAUGAAAUUCAACCAAUGGAACUUAAUGUCGAACGCCCUGAAGAUUCUGGUAUUGCUGUAGGAGAGAAUAUUAGUUUUAAUUAUCCUGUUGAAUUAAAUAUUAACGAAGAAAAGGAAGAUAUACGUACUUUUCUUGGACGAUGGGCAACGCAAAAUAAAAUCUAUCAAGAACCGCUAACACAAUUAUUACAUUAUUUAAGAGAACAUGAUUGCUUUAGAGGUAGCUUGCCGAAGGAUCCUAGGACAUUGCUUCGUACACCAAGGUCAAAUGGUAUAAGAUCUGUUCAUCCUAGACAGUACUAUCACUUUGGAUUGAUGCAUGAGAUAAAAGAAAUAUUACUGAAAUAUGGAAUUGUAAAUGGAGGAGAAAUUGACUUAAGCAUUGGAAUUGAUGGUGUUCCUUUAUCCAGAUCUUCAACAGCUCAGUUUUGGCCCAUUUUAGGUAGAGUUCUACCUUUUACAGACGUUUUUAUCAUCGGUUUAUAUUUUGGAUAUGAAAAACCGAGUAGUGCGGAGGAAUUUCUCGAUGAUUUUCUUACGGAAACAGAAACUUUUUGUGGUGACAAUUUUCUCUUAAAAAAGUUUGUACACAAAAGUGAAAAGCCAUUGCAGCAAGCUAUUAGAAGAUAUACUGAAAGUAAAGCAUAUCCGAAAGAAUCGACAAUACAUCAAGAAUCAAAGUUUUCGUUUAGUUUCCAGCACAACAAAGGACCAAUGCUUGACACUUGUGUCUCACCACAAUUUGCAAUGUCUUACAGCAAGAAUAUAAAGCCGCAAACAAUAAAUGAAGAAUAUUUAAUAGUCGAAUUUUCUGAUGGAGUACAAUUGGUUCCUACAUUAUGGUUAACUCCGAAGAAAAAGAAUGUUUAUUGGCCUCGCGCAACAACUAUGAACGGUUAUUACAAGUUUGUAGAAAGAAAGCAAGUACCUGAACCAAAUUGGACUAAGGAAGCAAUUGUCAAAUUGUUGGGUGGAGCAGCAACAUAUUCCAGAGAUUUACAGAAACUGAAGGAUGCCGAAGAUUAUACGGAUGUAAAUACUGAUAGGGAUGAAAAACAAAAACGAAGACAAAAGAAGCGAAAAACUACUGAAGUGGAGAAAAAUUCUCCUAAAUCUAAAAAACAGCGUUUGCAAGAAAUUGAAAGUUCUGAAUCUGAAGAGAGUACUGACGAUAAUUUUAAUGAUGAGAACAGUUUCAAGACCAUCCCUAAAAAUCAGCAAAAAGCAACUCCGAUACCUUCAUAUCCACCAGUACCAAUCAUGAAAAGCCCUCUUCCUUCUACUUCAUCUCAAAUAGAAAACAAAUUUUCUAAUGGAAGUAACACUACACAUAACGAACAAAUUUUUCGCAGUAUUAGAUGUAUCACGAAAAACCUUUCUGUUAAUCAGCGUGAUGACAAUAAUAGACAGAAUAAUGCACCAAAUCAAUUCAAAUAUUCAGUUUUUUCAAAAAAGGGAGAUGAAAACGGUUCAAUUCCAAAGAAAGAUUAUGCGAAAGAACGAGUACGCAAUAAGGAAAGUGGACUUAAAGUUUAUGAUGACGAGAAAUCAUUUCGGAAAUACGUAGUCUCUUCUUUUACUGAAUUAAAGUUUCAACUUAGUUCUACUGCAGAAAAGGUAGAUGAAAUUGCAUGUCAACUAAGCGAGUCUAAUAAUCCAGUUGAAAAUAAAAGUGACGAUUCGUCACCCAAUGAUUUCGACUUGCAAAGAAUUCUACCUGUCAAAACUCUCGAUGCAUUACAAGAAGUUGAAGAUAAAUUAACGAAAACAAAUUACAUGAAAACUAUGGUUAGUUUUUUGGUUCAGGUCGGAGGAAAAUCCCUCAAAGAUAAUGUAAAUUCAAUAUUGAUCAGAACACUUUCAAAUGAAGUGGCGGAAAAUUUCAGUUGGCUGGGGAAGAAAGGAAAGUUUAUCUUUGGACAGUUGCAAUUGUGCAGUGCAAUUAUGAGUGCAUCUAAGCAUCAUUCUCAAUUCACUUCAGAAAGCGAUGUUAUACAAUACAUAAAAGAUUGGUUGAGACAUGCACAUCAAAGAUGCAUUUCACAAGCUAAUUCUAAAAUUCAAAUUACAACGGUCGAAAAUUUGAUAAACUCUGAGAAUCUUGACGGUGUAUUACUGAUGGAUGACAGCUCAAAUGCUCCUCUAACCUCAAAUUUUGAUUCGAAAGAACAUGGUGGCGAUGAGAUUUCUAGAAAUGUUUUAAGCGAUGCUGAAAGAGUACAUUCUAAUCAUCAAGACGAACUUGCAGACGAGUUGGCAUAA
Leptopilina boulardi is the source of this 2478-nucleotide messenger RNA. RefSeq lists its product as uncharacterized. The transcript has 6 exons. Lineage: Eukaryota; Metazoa; Arthropoda; Insecta; Hymenoptera; Figitidae. The coding region runs from base 1 to 2478 and encodes 825 amino acids. The record is from RefSeq and is a predicted model, not a curated record.